Molecule: messenger RNA, 1023 nt
Organism: Desarmillaria tabescens
Lineage: Eukaryota; Fungi; Basidiomycota; Agaricomycetes; Agaricales; Physalacriaceae
Exons: 4
Coding region: 1-1023 (340 amino acids)
Source: RefSeq, a predicted model, not a curated record
AUGGUAGGCAAUCAAGAUUCAGCAUUAGAUGGGGACCAGGCCAAACCGAGGGAAUAUUUUCGACUCGGAUUCUCGGAUUUUAAACGCGGAAUUCCUCCUCGUAUUCCUCUGAGAUACAAAUGUAUUCUCUAUGGUACGGAUUGCAAGUGGUCGUUCAACCGAAGCUAUGACUGCCAUAGGCAUAAAAGACAACACCUAGAGGGAGAUGCUCGGGCAGAACAUUUACAUUACUGUCCUCUCGGCACCGGCUGCCCUCUGGACUUCAAAAAUCUCCAAUUAGGCAACCUUCGCAUACAUAUUAAAACGAUUCAACCGUUUGUGCUUACCACGGACUUGGAAGCAUUCGCUCAGCACCAGGCAGAGAAACACGGCGAUCUACAGCCUUCCGCAUUACCCCGCAUCAUCACCAGUCCCCUUCCUUCUGAAACUCCAGUUUCGUCCCCUCCAGCCCUCUCGCAGCACACUACACCAGCAAAGAUCACUCUGGUGCCACUCGCCACUCUCAUCCGUGGUCAGCCCGCUCCGAUGCCUCCGAAGAUGCUGCCUUGCUCUUUUAUUCAACGUGCCCGCUUGCCACUCCCAGAAGACUGCUGCCUGACACCGAUUAUGCCGCACCGCCAUGACAGCUGGCACUGUGCGGCACCAACACCUUACAAGUUCAAGGCACACUCACGCAUCGUUCCAACACUUCGCAACUUCCUUCGCGACGACUGUGGCAUCGAGCUCAUUCCGAAGCGCCGCCUGAUUCAUUGCCAUCUUCCUUCGCUAACUGGCCCCUUUGAGUCCCCCGAAUCCGCACUGAUGAGCAGUGGGAGCUCUUCCUCUUCGCCCGACACCAGUCACCCUGGUCCUCACCCACGCUCUCCGAUCAGUCAACAGACCACUAAUACAUCUACCCUUCGGUGGGUUGGUGCUGUGACCGUCUCAGAUCCGAUAAAUGACACCCAAUACAGCCGUUUCCGCUUCGUAGGUGACAAAGUCCUCUCCACCCGCCCCGACUCGCAGGUGUUUCCUGCUCCUUGA